This is a messenger RNA of Darwinula stevensoni, 5684 nucleotides long. Lineage: Eukaryota; Metazoa; Arthropoda; Ostracoda; Podocopida; Darwinulidae. The record is from the annotation of a GenBank genome assembly.
UUUAACUGGCUUUUCUUUUUCUGUCCCUUUAGGUCAGUGGGGACAUUUGCGAGGGCCUUGGACUGUUCAAGUUCCAUUCAGCAGCCUAGCCUCCAUAUGAGCGCUGCAGCUGCUUCACGUGAUGUUACUCUGUUCCAUGUCAUGCACAUGCUCCAUAAGCACAACUACAACUUCUCAAAUGCAGUCUGCUCAUUGGUGCCAUCAACUGGCCCAGUGCUGUGCCGAGAUGAAAUGGAGGAAUGGACAGCAGCAGAAGCAUGCAUAUUUGAAGAAGCUCUUGAUCGAUAUGGGAAGGACUUCAACAACAUCCAAAAGGACUAUUUGCCCUGGAAGACCCUGAAGAACAUUGUGGAAUUCUUCUACAUGUGGAAGACUACUGAUCGGUAUGUUCAGCAGAAGAGGGUCAAGGCUGUUGAAGCAGAAUCCAAGUUGAAGCAGGUGUACAUUCCAAAUUACAAGCCAAAUCCUGCUGCCAUCAACAAUAUAAAACCAGGAAUGGUUAAUGGUGAUGAUGGGAUCUCAGGACGGCCAUGUGAAUCUUGCUCAGCUACUUCAUCCAGUCAGUGGUACUCAUGGGGUAGCCUUUAUCAGAAGAGGUUGUGCCAGGAUUGUUGGAAUUAUUGGAAGAAGUAUGCCGGUCUCAAGAAUCCUAACAUGACAGAAGACUCACAGGAAGGAGCUGACUCUGACGAUAUGCUGGUGCAGCAGCGACAGAAACAGGUGAAUCGUGGGAACAUGGACAAGUGUGUUCGUGACUUCUCAGUGAAAGGUGGCCUUGUUCGGCAUGGUGCAAAUGACAGGACCCUGUUCAACCUAAUGGACGACACAGUGGUCAGUGGAAAGCCAAUUGUGAAGACACGUUCAGCCUUUUGCAUGAGGGUAACACCUCUUGGAAAGCUUGCCCGACAUCUCUGCCAGCAUCUCAUUCGCCUUCGACAUGCUGCCCGAUCUCCGUUCUGGCGCAUCGAUGAUCUUGCUGUCAAAAGAGAAUGCAUGCUCAGGUUAGGAGACAGAAGUCUUUUGGAGUGGAUCCAGAGCCUGAAAUCAAUGAGGAAAGGUUUGGAUCCAAAAGAGAGGACCAAUUUGGGACGUAUUGCCCAUCAAUUGGGUCAAACUGUGUCAGUGAGGCCAAGGAUCUUAGCUCCCACAGACCCAGCCCUCUUGCCCCAUCAUGAGCGAGUUGCCUUUCCCCCUCCACCAAGAAGGAAAGAUGGGAGCAUAGCCUAUGAGAGCAUUCCUAAUCGGAGAUCUCCAGUUGAGCCAAUGGUGGUCAACAACAUGUCGACCUCAUUGCUCAGGCGUAAGGCCUAUCAAUCCCACAAUGGGCUGGAUGGUCCAAUGAUGAAGCGUCCAAUGAACCACUUGAUGAAGGGUACUGUGGACUUGCACCCUCAUGUCACAUCCAGUCCAAGGCGACUUGUGAAUCAUUUCAACGGCCCUCGAGGGAUCAAUAGAGCAUUUUUGGCUCCAAAUCGAGCUGGGAUACCUGGUGCAUCAUGGGUUGAUGCUCCUGAUGAUGUCUAUUUCCAAGCCACACGCACCACCAACUUUGCUCCUUGGUGCCCUGCUUGUCGAAAUCUACAGCCAGUUUGGGAAGACUUCGCAGGUUGGAGUGAUGAUCUUGGGAUCAAUAUUGCUCAGGUUGACACAACAGUCUCUCAUGGCCUGAGUGGUCGUUUCCUAGUCACUUCCCUUCCCACAAUAUACCACGUCAAAGAUGGGGUAUUCAGAUUUUACCGUGGUUCCAGAGACAAGGAUAGCUUCAUCUCCUUCAUUGAAGAAAAAAAGUGGAAGGAGAUGGAGCCAGUUCCUGGUUGGAAGUCUCCAGGUGCUUUCCACAUGAACAUAGUGGCUGGAUUUUUUCGCAUCUCCAUGUCCCUCAAAUCUCUGCACACAAAAUUGUCUGAGGAAUAUGGCAUCUCAUCUUGGGGCAUUUAUGGAGUAUUUGCUCUUGGAACCAUUGUUGUUGGAGCAAUCUUGGGAUUGAUUCUGGUCUGUCUUAUGGACUACCUUUAUCCACCAAAGGGGACUGAUGACUUUGUUGAGAAAGUAAAGGAGCUUGAAAGACAAAGAAAAGAGGAAAGAGAGAAAGGGAAAGAUGGUCUGGAAGGUGAAGAAGAAGAGGAAGAAGAUGAGGACAGUCAAGGCAAGGACUCUGGGACAGAUGAGAAGGAUGAAACAUAUAGUGAAGAGGGGACAGAAAGUCCUGAAGAGUUGACUGGAUCUCAAGGGGAAUCAGAGGAAGAUGAAAAUGAAAAUGGAAAUGAAAAUGAAAAUGAAGAUGAAGAUGAAGAUGACUCUGCUCAAGUGGAAGAAGCACUGGAAUACAUGAGUCAGUCGAAAGGAAGAAGCACAGCAGCCCAAUUCUUCUUGGAGGAAGAGACCUUUGGUGCAAAGCCUGGAAAGUCCACCUAUGACAAGGUGGUGGAUCUGCUGAAUGCAGCAUCUAUGUCAGAGGAUUCUCGGGUGACAAAUCUACGCCAAGUACAGGAGUUAAUAUGUCAUCAGGACCCAAAUCUUCUUGAUUCCUUUCUGGAUGAAGUCCUUGCAUUUCAAGGCGAUCGAUCUCCUGAUGUCCGGAAGACUGUCAUUGGUUUCAUUGAGGAAGCCUGUAAGAAGGACCCAGAGAUGCUACCAAAAGUAAUGGCCAAUCUCCAGAUCUCCCUGGUUGAAGAAUCUCCUGUUGUAGCCAAACGUGUGAUACAGGCUGUGACACAGCUAUACAAAGUGACCCUCUUUUGGCUCUGCCAAGCAAAAUCCAUCAAAGAGGUGAUGGAGACUACCUGGGACUACAUGAAGAAUGUCAAGGAAAAGAUCUUGCACAUGAUUGACAGUGAUAAUGAUGGGAUCCGGACCCACUCCAUCAAGUUCAUGGAAGCCAUAAUCCUUGUCCAGACAGCCCCUGAAGUGGAAAAUCCUAAGAGGAAGCUUCCAGAUGACUUAUGUCUGGAUGAUGUUCCCUUGACCCUGAAAAUUGCACGACCUCGGAAGCUAGAAGAGGAAGCCAAGCAUAUUUUUGAUGAGCUCAUCAAGUACCUAACUUCUGCUCACAUCUCAAGUGUGAACCUAAUGGCAGCCAUGGGAGCUUUGUCCAAUAUUGCUCGACAGAGACAACUCUUCAUAGGGAAAGUGGUGGCAGCACUUGAGACACUACAUGCCAAUCUGCCUCCAACACUUGGGAAGUCUCAAGUAAGUUCAGUGAGAAAAAUGCUGAAGAUGCAUCUGCUGAACCUCUUGAAACACCCAGCAUCAGUGGACUAUCAUGCCAACAUUGCAACUCUUCUUACUGACCUGGGAGCCACUCAGCAGGAAGUGAUGAAAUACAUGCCAAAAGUGGAGGAGUUGAGAAAGAGACAGAGGGUGAAAGAAGAGGAGGAAGAGAAAGGGGCAAAAAAGGCAAAGAUGCAACAGCUGGAGGAAGAUGAAGAGGAGGAUGAUGAUGAUGCUGAUGAGGAAGACAUAACCAGCAAGAAGAGAAAAAAGAGUGAACCAGUUGAGCAGGAACCUUCAGCUGUGGAUGUCAUGGAAGAGUUUGUCUUCCAGCGCCUCCAUCCUCCCACUGUUGCUGAUCUGGUCCUUGUUUCCAUGUUGAAUCUUCCAGAGGAAAUGCCCUCACUGUUUGCAUCCACAUACACCCCAAUUGCUGCUGCUGGCACAACAGCCCAAAUCAGGCAUGUAGCUCGCCUUCUUGCCACACAACUAGCUUCAGUUGGGAUCAGAACCAAUCGAGAGCAGCAGGGUGAAGCUCCAAGUGCACCUGACUCUUCUCAGGUAAGCCUGAAACCACACCAAGUAAAACCUGGCUUUUUCUUGCCUUUGGCAAAUGAGAGGAUUGGUCGAAAUCUUGACAUAUGUUUAUUUUCAGUGGUGAUUGGGUUCAUCUCAGAGGAAAUGGGAAAAAGGUUGGACCUGGCUGUUAGCUGGCUAUUUGAAGAGUAUUGCAUGCUGCAGGGCUUCAAUCAGAUUGGAGCACUCAUCCGUGGAGGAGGGCAGCUUGUGGCUGAGGAGCGAUACAAUUCCACAUUAUGUCGCCUUGUCAAGGCCUACAUGGACAGGGCAGAUCAUCCAGAUAGGGAUAGUCUGGUGUGUGAGUUGUAUCUACAAGCCCCUCUGGUGACUGAUCAGGCAGUGGAACUGAUCAAGUGGUAUUGUAUCACUGAGGACAAAGGAGAGAGUAUGUGUGGCCUCCUCAAGGACCUCAUUCUUCUUAGGCCUUCUAAGCAGCUCUUGUUUCUCAAUGCCCUGCUGGAGCUUACUGCCCAUGAGAACAACACGGUAAGGAGCCAUGCACUGAAAGUGGUGCUACAGUUGGGAGAACGUGGGGACCUGAAGAGCAUCAUUGAGGAGUAUGCAAGCAUGUACCUUCGCUUCCUCAUCCUAUCAGAGCCCCCCCAUCUCCUCUUCGGACCCGAACGAGGACGACCCGAAGUCCAGUCCCAAUGGAUGGAGGACUCCAUCAAAGUUUGCCUCUACCUCAUCCUUGCCCUUCUCCCGAACAACCACGAUCUCAUUCACGAGCUGGCCCAAGUUUACGUCCAGACAAGUGCAGAUAUCAAGAGGGUAAUCCUCCGCAUCCUUGAAGUACCCGUGAAGGGAAUGGGCAUGAAUUCUCCAGCAUUACUUAAGCUGGUUCAGACAUGUCCUAAGGGUGGCGAGACCCUUGUUACUCGGGUCAUUCACAUUCUCACUGAUCAGACGCCACCAAGUGAGGAGCUGGUGACACACGUGCGAGAACUGUACAAUAAGCGUGUGUCGGAUGUCCGCUUCCUCAUCCCGGUGCUUACAGGACUCACCAAGCGAGAAGUGAUCGCUGCGUUACCGAAACUUAUUCGACUUAACCCCAUCGUAGUGAAGGAGGUCAUUCGACGUCUCCUCGGCCUUCAGGUAGAGCAGUCUCCUCUCACACCCGCUGAGCUCCUUGUGGCCCUGCACAAUAUAGAUGCCAGCAAGUGUGAUAUGAAAACAGUCAUCAAAGGUAGGCUUCCCACGAAUCUGUGUUUUGUGGAGCGAGACUUGUAUACCCAAGAAGUUCUGGCCCUGGUGCUUCAGCAGCUGAUGGACCAGGAUCCGAUUCCAACCCUGCUGAUGAGAACUGUGAUUCAAAGCCUUACCCUCCAUCCGAGACUGAUUGGCUUCGUCAUGAACAUUCUCCAGCGACUCAUCAUGAAGGAGGUAUGGCAGUACCCAAAGGUGUGGGAAGGGUUUGUGAAGUGUUGCCAGAGGACUGUGCCUCAGAGCUACACGGUGCUUCUUCAGCUCCCGGCUCCGCAGCUCAAGUGCGUUUUUGAAGCGGCUCCGGAUCUCCGGGAUCCACUUCUUAGGCACGUCAUGGCGUUCACUGAUUCUCAGCGAAGCCACCUUCCGAAUUCCAUUAUGGAUGUGCUGCAAGGGAACCUUGGCGACAUUCUCACAGAGCCUGUCUCUCCGGACUCGACUGCUGGAUCAGAUGCUGAACUGCAGAUCAAGGAGGAUUUCCAAGAUGAAAGUCUUGACGACCCGAUGGCCAACAAUCAACCCAUGCCUCCUGGGACGUGAUGUUUCAGCACUGGCAGGACUUGAAGAAAUGCACCAACUCCUUUAUCUAAUAUUUUUCAUAAUAUUGUUACAUUUGAGCUAAUACAGCUUGAAUGAAAAUUUGGCUCUUCCUUGCUGAUGCAUUGCAAUAGGGAUCAUUUUCUCCUAUG